Molecule: messenger RNA, 3208 nt
Organism: Bactrocera dorsalis (oriental fruit fly)
Lineage: Eukaryota; Metazoa; Arthropoda; Insecta; Diptera; Tephritidae
Exons: 5
Coding region: 30-797 (255 amino acids)
Source: RefSeq, a predicted model, not a curated record
GAGUGACAUCAACGAUAAUUUUAACAAAAAUGGAUUGGGAAGAUAUCGACUGUUUAUUUGAAAAGCUUCCAACAAAAUUUUUUGGCGAAUGCAUCAAGUUUAAAGCGGGAUUAAGAGAAUGGAGGAAGAACAUGAAUAUACCGCUUGUACGUGAUGCAAGCACCUUAUCUGCGAGUAGUCAAAUUUUGGAGUGGUUACAGAAAAUUUCUGACGACUUAAAUGCAGCUAAAAGUUCAAGAGAUUCUUCACCAGUACUCCAGCCAACGUAUGAUAACUGCAUGGACAGUCGCAGCUUAACCGACUUUUUAAAAGGUACGGUUAAAGGGCAGCUUGUGCUUCACUUUCAGCAGAAAAAUGGUUUCUUGGACGCCAAGCAGCAGAAUACAUUGUAUCACUGCGUAAUAGAGAAUUACAUAUAUAGGAAGGCGGAAAAAACUGACAUAUGGAGAAAUGCAAAAGUGGGCCAACAUCAUCUGCGAUGUAUUCCCCAAAGAGAAUCCGCAAGGAAAUAUGGUAAGAAAAAUCCUACGGGAAAGCUAUUUUCACGCUGGACGAAUGCUGACAAAACCAAUUAUAAAAAGUUUUCAACCGAUCGUACAACUGCCGCUUCGCCUGCAGCUUUAUCCAGCGAUAAGUAUUACGAAAAGAAGUGCUGGCUGCAGAAUAAUUGCACACCAUGGGAACAGGUUAUUGAUUACUGGAAGGAGACAUAUGGUCAAAGAAUUAUAGAUAUCCAUAACGCCAGUUCUUUAAGCUGCAUUUUUAGUGAAUGGCCGCGCUAUAAGGACUUUCGUUGAUAUGAACUUGUAUAAAUACGCUUUGAGACUCUUUACCCCGGGAAAGGAAAUAUGUUAUUUUUGAAAUUGGAGAAGUUUUAUAAAGAAAUCCUCAAAAUUUUUGAUAGAGAUAUAAAAGACCGUGUUUCAAGGGAACUAUUCUUAAAGUAUUUGCACAUUGACAACAUCUCAAGUGGUAAAGUGGUUUAUCAAAUGAAAUUGCGGUAUUCAGGAUUUCGUGCUGUAUAAUAUGCAAACGACCAUAUUACCAUGGCAGCGCAAUCACAAAUUACAUAUAGAUAUGUAUGUAUAUGUACAACAAUAAAUUUUAUAUUGCGCUGUCGUGGUGAUUUGGAAAUGCAAUGAUGCCGGAUCGUAUGCACGAAAUCCUGAAUAUCACUUUUAAAAUAAUAAAAUUUUUAUUUACACAAUUUUUUUUACAGAAUGUAAAUAUUGUAUAAGUAUAAUUCUUCUACAUGCUUUGCUACAGCCUUUGAGGCUUAAUAAGGACAAAAAACCAACAAUAGCUGAUGCCCAAACAGAUUUCGUAACACUCGUUGCAACACGUAAUGAUAUUCAACCCACAAUAAUUGAAUUGAAGAACCAGUUUGCGGUAAGAAAGGAGAAACUACAGCUGAGAAUUAUCGUCGUUGGAUCAGAUUGGUCAUCCAUUUCAGAGUUUUAUGUUUUUUGCGAUGGUCUGCAAUGGAAAUGUACUACGUAUAUGAAGUGCGUUGACUGCAUUAUUAAACUAUCGUACGUUUAUAAGAUAGAGUAUUCACAAAGAAGCAAGCAAGUAUGGGCAUUUUUAGAACAAUAUUUUUUUGAGUUGAAAUCCGAAGAAUUUUCUUCAGUGGCAAAUCUUUUGAGUAAAUUAAACUAAUUUCGUCUAAUUUUGCUAUAAUGCCCAAUUUUGCUUGUUUCAUUUGUCAAAAAGCUCACUAAAAUCCUAUAGAGCUGAUUAAACAUCUAAAGUCAGCACAUGGUACUCCACCAGUUUGUAAAUUUCAAUAUAACGAAUAUAAUUGAAAACAAAUUUUUUAUAACAUUCACAGAUUUCAAAUUCACCUCAAAAAACAUUUGAAAAUAGAAAUUCGCAAUAGCCAAUCUUGUAAAGAAAAUUCUCUUGCUCUUAAUAUUCCAAUUCAAACAACUAAUUCAUCAAAUCAACUAGUACCAAUUCAAAAUAUUACUUCUUUAAAAGAUUCAAUAUUCCAAUACGAAUUUUUCUCGGAAAGACGUAUUCGAAAUUCAAAAUUCCGUAACAGAGUUAAUUUCAACCCCAAUAUGUGAAAUAUUAAGAGACAUUAGUAAUUUUCAUGAAAAUAAUUCUAUACUUGAGGAAGUAAUUAAAAUUAUAUCUCAGCCAUUUUAUGAUUUAACCACCGAAUACAAAUUUUUCAAAGAAAUAGAAAAACUAGACUUGUUAUAUAGAACCGAAAUAACCCUAUCAGACAUUCCUUUUCAAAUUUUUUGAGAGUAAAGGGAUCUUAGAGGCAACGCUUUUAAAUAUGAAAAACUUUUCAGAAAACCUUCCUUAUACUCAUUUCAUCAAUAGCAGCUUUUGGCAAAAUUCAAAGAAAAAUAAUGUAACGAUUCCAUUUUUUUUUUAUAUGGAUGACUUCGAAAUUAAUGAUCCUUGGGGCAGUAAAUCUGGCCAACAAAAAAUUUGCGGUAUUAUAACUUUCCAAGCGUACCUCAGUACCAACUUAGCAAAUUAUCAAAUAUAUUUGUAGCAGGGUUUGUUAAAGUUCGAGAUCUAAAAGAUUGUGGAUUUACUGUUUGCCUUACACCACUUCUGAUUAUUUUAAAAACAUUGGAAAUUAAUGGCCUUCAAAUAAAUGUAGAUGGCAAAAGCUGUAUAAUACAUUUUAAACUAGUAAAAAUUUUAGGCGAUAAUCUUGGUCUUAACACUGCAUUAGGGUAUGUAAGUUCUUUUUCUGCGAAUUCUUGGUGCAGAAUAUGCAAAAGGCGGAAACUUCAAACUCGUACAGAUUGUCUUGAAGUCCCGAACUCAUUACGAACAAGAAGUAGUUAUAAUAGCGAAUAGUAAUAGUUAUAUUAGCGAAAACCCAUACUUAUAAACCUAAGUUUCAGAAUUUUAAGAAAAAGUUUUUAUCAGUUUGUAGUUUGAUAAUUCAUUAAAUUUUUGUAUGUAUGGUUUAUGGUAUGUGGUUAUUAAACUAUAAUAAAAAAAAAAUAAUGUGAAUUAUUUGUGAAAAGAUCUCAAAACCUUUCCCAUAUUUUAUUACUUACGAAAAGAAUCAUGUUAAGUUAUUUAAGUUAUUUUUUUACCCAACUUAUGUAAUAAAUAAACGUAAAAUGUUUAGAAUUGAAUGAAAACCUUAAUAUGUAAUAUCUGUAAUUUGUAUUAUCAACUUAUGCUUUUUUAAUAAAUGCAAAGCUCUAAACUUAUUAGAAUACUAAAACAU